This is a messenger RNA of Botrytis deweyae, 1278 nucleotides long. RefSeq lists its product as uncharacterized. Lineage: Eukaryota; Fungi; Ascomycota; Leotiomycetes; Helotiales; Sclerotiniaceae. The coding region runs from base 1 to 1278 and encodes 425 amino acids. Gene Ontology annotation, molecular function: Hsp70 protein binding. Gene Ontology annotation, biological process: protein refolding. The record is from RefSeq and is a predicted model, not a curated record. Gene Ontology annotation, cellular component: cytoplasm. The transcript has 4 exons.
AUGGCCACCAACGGCGCAUCAGGGGAGACGGAUCUCUAUGGCGACAAAGAUGCUACAAAGUCCGAGAUUAAGAAAGCAUACCACAAAGCAGCGCUACAGCAUCAUCCCGACAAGGUAGCGGAGGACCAAAGAGAGGAAGCGGAUGAGAAGUUCAAGACAGUGAGCCAGGCCUACGAAAUUCUCUUUGAUGAGGAGAAGAGGGAAAUGUACGACGUUCACGGCAUGGCUGCAUUUGAUGGAAGUCGACCUGGUAUGGGAGCAGGCGGAGUUGAUUUGGAUGAUAUUUUGGCGCAAAUGUUUGGUGGAGGUAUGGGUGGCAUGGGAGGUAUGCCGCCUGGAUUUGGGGGACCUGGAGGCCCACGAAAACCACGAAGGGGAGCGGACGAAGAGCAGCCAUACAAAAUCACCCUCGAAGACCUGUACAAGGGCAAGACAGUGAAGUUUACGAGCAAGAAAAACGUAAUUUGCAGCCAUUGCAAAGGUAGUGGAGGAAAGGAGAAGGCCAAGCCAGAAACCUGUGGCAGGUGUAAGGGUAGUGGUGUCACACUUGGCCUCAGAAGCGUUGGACCAGGACUUGUUACCCAAGAAAGAGUUACGUGCGACACUUGCUCAGGAGCUGGUACAAACUAUAGGGAGAAGGACAAGUGUAAGAAGUGCAAAGGAAAGCGUACCACCAAGGAACAAAAGUCAUUGGAAUUAUAUAUACCCAGAGGUGCUAGAGACGGAGAGCGAAUUGUUUUGGAGGGUGAGGCUGAUCAGGUACCUGAUCAAACGCCUGGUGACAUCGUCUUCAUUCUUGAUGAAGAAGAUCACGAAAUCUUCCAGCGAGCUGGCGAUGAUCUUUCUGCGGAGCUCAACAUCACUUUAGCUGAAGCUCUCACAGGAUUUUCAAGAGUGGUCUUGAAACAUUUAGACGGACGUGGUAUCUCGAUAAACCAUCCUCAAGGAAAGGUAUUGGAGCCCGGGCAAAUCUUGAAGAUAGAGGGCGAAGGUAUGCCUUUGAAGAGAAGCGACUCCAAGGGUGAUUUGUACCUGAUUGUAAAAAUCGAAUUUCCUCAGAAUGGUUGGACAGAGGAUGCUGCCACAUUCUCCACUCUGCAAUCAGUCUUGCCUAAACCUGAGCCGCCAAUCACGGCUGAGGAGAUUGAUGAGGUGGAAUACGAUUCAGAUGCCGACAUUGAAGAUUUCGGUGCAAAUUCUGGAGACCCUCGUGCUGGUGGCGAGUGGGAAGAUGAUGAUGAAGAUGAUGAAGGAGGUGCUCAAUGUGCUACCCAGUAA